This is a messenger RNA of Porites lobata, 1681 nucleotides long. NCBI's taxonomy places the organism in Eukaryota, Metazoa, Cnidaria, Anthozoa, Scleractinia, Poritidae. The record is from the annotation of a GenBank genome assembly.
AUGAUGCCAACCACAUGCGUCGCCAAAUUUCACUGUGGUGCUUACGGCCCAGGUUGGCUGAACGGCGACCAUCCAAUGCCCCAGGAUGGGAGGGUAAAAAGGAGAGUGUGUUUUCACCUAGAGGGGGAAUGUUGCAAGGAGAAGAUCAGUAUUCAAGUGAGGAAUUGCGGGAAAUUUAUGGUGUACUUUUUGCCACCUGCGCCAAGAUGUCCUUUGAAAUAUUGUGGAAGUAAAGUUGAGGAUGGUAAGUUUGGUAGAUUUUUCACUCGAUCGUUUGUCUGAAAAACCUGUGUAGAGAUGUUUUACUGGGGUCUCAUGAGAGGAACUGUGGACACAAGCGGGUUACCUGCGAGCCAGGCGUGGAUAGGGAGAGGAGUAGAGGCAGCUUUCUGUCCGGCUUUCCCCGCCCAGUCUUUCGCAGCUUCCUCGCCCGUGCUUGUGAUUUCCAAAUGGGGAUUUAUCCCGACAUUCCCAAAUAUUGAGAUCAUACGUAAAUAAUUACUAAAGAACGGUUUUCACUAGCGCAGAACCAUAAGUAUAAGGGCAUACGCACGCGCAGAAUGGCAUAUUUGAGCCUCCAAGGUUCUGAAAAAUGACCAUAUUUUGAGGACCUUCAACCAAACCAACGUUUGAGCAUUUGCACGGCAUUACACAUAAUACACUAUUGUCGUCAUUUUAUUGGAUAGCGCAAACGUCUUCCAACUUUGGUCAACACUAUCUGGAUGUGAAGAAUUGGCUGGGGGAUCAGGGCCAAUCAGAAAAGGAGAAUAUUUUGGAUAAAUAAUAAUGAUGUUUAUUGAGACGGGCUGUUUGGUGACUCUAAUCUUACUCGAUAAUUUUGUUACAGUUCCCCGUGAAUGCAAAAGCUACGGCGUUUUAAAUGAAACCGACAGAGCGCGAGGAUUUUAUAAUCCGUUCCUGUCCCUCACCGACGCAGGACUUACUCCUGGAUGGCACAGAUUCAUGGGAAAAGCGGGUAUCAAUUAAUUUAACAUUCUUGUCUGAUCAUCAUCAUCAUCAUCAUCAUCAUCAUCAUCGUCACAUCGUUGUCAUCACCAUCACUAUCACCUUUUGUAGAAUAAAAAUUAUAUAGAGUAUGAAAAUGCGAAAGUUUUUUAUCCUCAAAAAGAGGAAUACUUAGGGCAACCAGUCCCCUUUAUGUUCUGUAUAGAGUGUUUUCACAUGACGUCACCGCGGCCAUUGGUGUCCCAAAACAAUGAAACGGCGGCCAUGUUGGUGUCCCAUGAAACUAAUCCUGUUGGAGUUGAGUUCUUUUUUAAUGCAAAUGCUUUCUUUUGUUCCAAUAAAUUCGUGUAGAUAAUGGCCACGCAAGUGAAAACACUCUAUAUAUUCAAUCCCCACCUUUGUUUGUUUUUUUCUUCAGUACUUACAUGUUAGUGUUAAAUAUUUGUUAGGAUCGCGGAUGUCACAUAAAUGCGUCAAUUUAUUUCACUGUGGUACACACGCAUCCGGGUGGCUCAGAGGUGCUCAUCCUCUGAUAACUGAGGGUGCAGUAAUGAGACAAGUAUGCUUUCAUUGGAACGGCGACUGUUGUUAUUUCAAGCAACAAAUACUAGUGCGAAACUGUGAGGAUUUCUACGUCUACGAGCUUCCUGGAACAGAGAAAAGCUUUCUGCGAUACUGUGGCAAUUCAAAAAAGCACCAUCAUCUUGAACUUUAG